ACAAACUCGUUGCUCCACCUGGAGCUACAGGGAGAAACAGAUUUUCUCAAUUCUGUGUCUGUAAAUUUUGGAUUUUGAAAAUUUUAAAUAAUUGGACUUGAUAAAUUCGGUUUUUUUAAUGAAUGGGAAUAAAAAAUCGCGAGAUCCUUCAUCGCUGUGAUAUUAUUCGAGCAGAAUAUAGCGUGAAAAGGUUAAAAAUUCUAUCUCGGGCUUCGUGGUCUCACGGUUGAUUUUGGAGCAGCAGAAUGGCAUCUUCAAGAGUCGUGAAUCAGUUUCUGAAACAAAGGCGCUUAUUAUUAUUUAAUUUACCAACUGCAUCCUCAUGCAGUUUCAGAUCGCCUUUUUCUGUUUCUCAAACUCCUUAUGCCACUGCUCAAAAAGCUCCAGUCAAAUCUGAGCAAUCAGAUUCUGAAAAUAAGGUCCAGGUUGGUUUUGCGGAAACAGUCAAGGAAAAUACGAAGUCUGCUUGGUACUUGAGUAUAAUCGUUGGAGGAGUAGGAAUCACUGGAUUUAUCCUUUUCACGAUAUUUAAAGAAUUAUUCUCAGAAAAAAGUCCGAAUGGUGUCUACAAAAAGGCUUUAGAUCGAUGUUUAAAAGAUUCGAGAAUUUUGGACGCCCUCGGAGAACCUGUGAAAGCUUAUGGGGAAGAAACUCGCCGGGGUCGACGAGGCCACGUCAGACACGACAUUUUCAUUCAGAAUGAAGUUCAGCAUAUAAGAAUGCAAUUUUACAUUCAAGGAAUUCGAAAGAAGGGUGUUGUCCAUGUAGAAGUAUACGAGAACCCGAAGACGGGGAAAUUCGAGUACAAGUACUUAUUCGUAAAAUUAGAGGACAUGCUACGCACCGUCAUCGUUUUAGAAGAUGACAGGAAUUCCACACAAAAUGCAACUCCAUCCAAAGAUGAAUUGCUUCCCCUUAUCUAAAUAUUUGCGUUAUAAAUCUAUAAAUUAGUUUAAAAAGUCGCUCUGGAUUUCAAUCAGUGAAUGGGGUUGUUGCAUAUUUUUAAAGAGAUUUUUUAUAUAUUUUAUUGAAAC
Belonocnema kinseyi is the source of this 1034-nucleotide messenger RNA. Its product is annotated as mitochondrial import inner membrane translocase subunit Tim21. The transcript has 5 exons. Bases 246 to 923 code for a protein of 225 amino acids. NCBI's taxonomy places the organism in Eukaryota, Metazoa, Arthropoda, Insecta, Hymenoptera, Cynipidae. Gene Ontology annotation, biological process: protein import into mitochondrial matrix. The record is from RefSeq and is a predicted model, not a curated record. Gene Ontology annotation, cellular component: TIM23 mitochondrial import inner membrane translocase complex.